This is a messenger RNA of Drosophila mojavensis, 3498 nucleotides long. RefSeq names its product mucin-5AC. The record is from RefSeq and is a predicted model, not a curated record. Lineage: Eukaryota; Metazoa; Arthropoda; Insecta; Diptera; Drosophilidae. The transcript is spliced from 8 exons. The coding region runs from base 1685 to 3460 and encodes 591 amino acids.
CUGCUUCAAUACAUAUAUAGAAUGCCAUGAAAUAUAUACAAACUAGUUAUUUAAUAUAAAAACACAAAAAAUACAUACUUAAACAUUUUUGAUCGUUGCCCAAUUAAAAUAAUUCAUACAUCCAUACAUAUAACAAUUAUACAUCUGACACGAAACAUUUGAUGAGUUCUAAGAAUGGGGAUUAUCAGCCAAAAAGAAUUAAUAUCUAAGGAUUCACGCACUCAAUUUUAAGAGUUUUUAACACUAAAACAGUCUAAUUACAGUUUGGAUUAAAGCUUAUUACAUUUCAACUCGCCAGUUAUUAAAUAAUCUAAAUGCCUUUAAAUACACAAUUAAUUUAAGAUUCUCUGAACAUAUCUCUCUGAUCUAUAAUUAUGCCAUCUGAAAAGACCUACAACGGCAGAGCGGGUACUACAUGGCUUGGUUUUCAACGCCGACAAACAGUCUCAACGUAUCCCUAUAACUUUAUAACGGCUAUACAUAAUAAAAUCAAAGUAGCGGUUAUGAAUUCAAAGGCUUUCGAUGGUCAAAGAACAAGAGUUAAUAAGGAAUGUGAAUGCAUAAAUCUAUUUAAAGGAUAUUCUAAUAAAUCUAUACAGACAGAUAAUUAUAGUAAGAAGAAUUUUAAAUGCAAUGAUCAAGUUGGUACUGCGAGUUCGGAGGAAAAGACUCUUAAGCAAAACAUUUUGAAUAAUAAAUUAGUAAGGCAUACGAAAACAAAGAGAAGGAAGAAGAUAUUUAACAAUUUUAUAAAAUCGCAUAUCGAAAAUCUACUCAAACUUUUGAAAGUGCGGGAGAAAUUACUUAUAGAUCGUACAACAUAUUUAGUUUCAUUGUUUGAGCUGCAAAAGGAGCGGCUGAAGGCGAAAGGAUAUCUCAAGCAAUAUUCGAAAGUGAACAAAAUGCAGGAAAGACUUCUGAAUCAAAUGAGGGAAGAACGACUAUAUCUAAAAAGAUUACUAAAUUUCACUGGACAUAAGGAACUUUUACUCCCUACAAAAACAUUAGGAAAACUGACGAGUCAGUCAACUCUAAGAAGUUCGACGACAAAGCAGGAACUUUGCCGUACACAAAAUAGACCUAUGUUGAGAGCCUUCUACUAUAGUAAAGCUUUGCCCAAUUUUCAGACUGGAUCAAAUCUUUGUUAUUUUGAUUCAAAAGGUAACUUAUUUAUCUUAUCCAAAGGCAGGAAAUCAUUAGGUUUUCCAGUCAAUGAUGUUCGACGCGCUGGAGCACAGCUAAUUGAGCUCUGUAGCCCAUAUAUAAAGCAGAAUUUAUUUGAUCAGCUCAAGAGAUGUGAAACAAAAACUAAUUUGCCUAUGCUUCAAGCUGAUUUACAAGUAAAAGAUGAAAACUUCGGUGCUAAACAUAAUGAAGAUCUGGAGUUACCUCCUAAAAAGUCCUUUUUGAAGGAAUUUAAUGCAAUUUGGAAUGCCAUUUGUGACAAACAGGAACCUGCGUUAGUGGACUUUACAUAUUAUACGACAUUUUUGAAUGAAUUAUUUAAUGAAGACUUUGUAGAGAGAAACCAAUCAAAUAUGCUGAAAAUGAAGGGCGAGGAUUGGCCGUUGAAAAGUGUAUUUGCAGCAAGAAUUAUGACAAUUCUUAUAGAUGAACAAUAAGUAUAUUUCUGAUUACAAAGGCUUACAGCGACAAUAUUCGACAUAGUCCAGGACUAUGGGCCAUGGAUGGGCAGCCUUAUUUUCUUUACAGUCAAUUGGGAAAAAACUAUUUAAAUGCAUAUAGAAAACUGUAUUGGUAUGCGAACAGAAAUCCAACACUAACACCAAGAAAACCACGUAUGGGAAAUAUAUUUUAUGCGCAUGGAUAUAGAAAUACCCCACGGGAAAUUGUUCCGACUCAUGGAAGUCACUUGAGAAAUACAUAUAAAAAUACUUAUGAUGGUCCAUUGUCACCGCAAUUUCUGCGCUCAUAUUUGACUGCCGCGAAGAUUUCUUCAACAGCUAUGACAAUGACAACGGUUAGCAGCGAUCAGAACUAUCAUCCAUCUAUCCACUAUCCUGAGUUUAAAAAACAACCGGAAUACAAUUUGAACUCGGACUAUAAAAUUCAACCUGAAUACAAAAUUCAACCUGAAUACAAUAUUCAGCCCGCAUACAAUAUACAGCCCAACUACCAAACUCCACCUGAUUAUAAAUUGGGCCCCGACUAUAAUAAUCUAACAAUUUGCAAGAAAAAUAAAAAAUCUAUUGUUGCUGCUGCCGACGAGAGCCAGAUCAUAAAUGUUGCACAGCCUUCGCAGGCUGUUGAGGAUACGCUCGCCAACAGCAUGUCGAAAAUAGAUCAGCCCUAUCAACCGUAUGUGACCCAUACCUAUUUUACACUCGACGAUGUCAUACUUCCAUAUGUCCCGGAACAUAAUUCGACAGCUAAAACCAAAAAGGAAAACCUGAGUCAAUUUGAGUCCCAGAAAGAAGGAGAAGAAGAAGAAGAAGACAAAACGACCUCAAAUAACGAAACUCUGAAUACUCUCUUUGAUUUGGAUCUUUUCAAUAUCGAACCCAUUACAUCCACAAAAGCUCUGAUUACAACAACAGCAUCAACAACAACAACAGCCAAGGCGACAACAACAACAACAACUGAAGAACCACAAUCAACUUUUGCGACAAGAAAUAAACUUGAUUUCUACACAGAAUCCACUCAAUUGGCGACAUUAAGUCCAACUGAACCUUUAACUUUAUCCAAUACAACAUCAAAUUUUAAGAACUGGAAUUCGACACUACCCAACUUAUCGCCAAGAAAAAUCUUGAAGUUAACCAAAAACUAUACUAGCUCCUGCGAUAAUUGCCGCAAAGUUCAGUCAACUGCCAAAACUCUGUCAAAUCUCGAUGAAGCGAAAUUGAAAAGAUCUUCGAGUUUGUUCAAGAAAAAUGAAGGCAACGAGAGUAAAUAUGGCAAAAAAUUAGCAGCGGCAAAAUUAAAUUUAACACAAAUUCAUAAGAACAAAACUUUGCCAACUUUUAUAAAGAACUACUCAGUCGCUAAUUUGACUACCACGACAGAGGCGACACAGCUCAAAAGUAGGCGGGGAAAAACUAAUUUCGUUAACCUAAGGCGUCGCAAAUUUCAUGGUAAUUCAUAUAAUACCACGCCCACAAGCAGCAUACCUGAUAAAGUGGUAAAGCCUGAACUGGAAGUAAAACCCCAAAAUGUUACCAGCGAUGUGGGCAAAUCUCGCAAAGCGAAGCCGACCUCCACAACUGCCAGCAGCGUUAUUUUGAGCACCUCCCCAGCUUCAAGCAAAGCUACGACUGUUGCCUCAGAAUCAGCUAUUAUGACUAUAUCUAAUACGAAUGUAAGAAAAGUGAAAAGGAUUGUUCCCAGAUUCAAGAAGAUAUCGCCCCUCGAUGCCAACGCUACCAAAACGGAUUUCGCGCACACAACUGACUUGCCGCAACUGCCGAUUGAGGUUUAUUUCACAAAGUUGAAUCAAAAAUAAUUUUUAUAUGUAAAUCUCUAAAAAUCAAAAUUGUAUUU